AUGGCUAUGGAGAGCGGUUACCCGGAAGGGAACUUGUCCAUGGGGACACAGCUCAUCCCACAAGACUUCGCUCGCCACAUAAUGCAACAGCUUGGCUAUUUGUGUGUAGGAGAUGAAGCACCAUCACCUGAAAACAUAUCGGAAGUAGAAAAGGUGUAUGAAGAAAGCCAACGGUGUUCCACUCCCAUGUUUGAUUACUGCAAAGGAGGGGAUGAGUGCAAAGCAUUUCUGAUGUCAGACCGUCAGUGGUUUCGCAACAUUCUUGAGCAACGAUUUGGCAUAGCAUUCAAGCAUAUCAUCAAGCAGGGGCCUGCAAUUAUCGACUUCAAAGACAACGAGGAGGCUGAGCACAUGAUGAGAGCACAUCCGUCACGUGACGCUAUAUCCGUAUUCCGUCCGCUGAAGAAGCCCGCAAAGUGGGAUAAUGGGUUGUUCAAACUCUAUACCUUGUCUCAUCACCAAACGGAUCAAGAAUUUGAGAAAAGCGAAGGAAAAGAUGCGCACGAAGUUGUUGUCGAUCCGGAACAAUGUCUAUUCGUAGAGGGAGGACUCUAUGUACGUCUUUCGCCGAAGGGAAGUACUCGAAUGGUCUGGCAAGGAUUUUCGGUGCAUCCAAUGCUGGAAGAUAUCGAGAAUCCCAAAGGACUCCCAUUCAUGAAGAUAUAG
Messenger RNA from Aspergillus welwitschiae, 666 nucleotides. RefSeq lists its product as uncharacterized. The transcript is spliced from 2 exons. Lineage: Eukaryota; Fungi; Ascomycota; Eurotiomycetes; Eurotiales; Aspergillaceae. Bases 1 to 666 code for a protein of 221 amino acids. The record is from RefSeq and is a predicted model, not a curated record.